AUGGAGUCAUUACAGGGUGGGCCCCCAGCCCAUAUGGCUACCACAACUUUGAAGGUAGACGGCAUGACAUGUGGUGCCUGUACUUCGGCGGUCGAGUCGGGGUUCAAGGGCGUGGAAGGUGCGGGAGCAGUGUCUGUGAGUUUGAUGAUGGGAAGGGCUGUGGUACAUCAUGAUCCCGUCCUGCUGCCGCCAGAGAAGCUUGCCGAAAUCAUUGAAGACCGCGGAUUCGAUGCUGAAGUCCUUUCGACGGACAUGCCUGAGCCCGCGCCGGUGGUCUCCCAGCAAGAUGACUCCAAUGCACGCACCGAAACAGGUUCACAGAUCACCGCAACAACAAUAUCUAUCAAAGGAAUGACUUGCGGGGCGUGUACCUCGUCGGUAGAGGCGGGUUUCAAGGAUGUGCCAGGUGUCAAGAGUCUGAGCGUAUCAUUACUUGCCGAGCGCGCGAUUGUCCAGCACGAUGCAAACCAAAUCAGCGCCGAAGCUUUAGCUGAAAUAAUAGAGGACCGCGGCUUUGAUGCCACCGUUGUGGAAUCCAAAGCACAGGAGAAUACCAAGCCUACCACAGGAACUGGAUCUGGAGACACUGCUGCCCACUCUACGUGGACGACAACAGUUGCGAUCGAAGGCAUGACCUGCGGGGCGUGCACCUCGUCCAUCGAUGCGGCUUUCAAGAACACUCCAGGACUGGUGCGAUUCAACAUCUCCCUCCUUGCAGAACGAGCGGUCAUUUCGCAUGACCCAGUGGCCUUACCCUCCGAGAAGAUUGUCGAACUGAUUGAAGAUGCUGGGUUCGAAGCUAAGAUUAUAUCUUCGCAAGCCGAAACAGCGGUGCAAGGCUCAUCGAAUACUGUACAACAGCUUAAGAUUUACGGGCUUCCUGAUGGCAAGGCCGCUACAGAUCUGGAAACCGAACUGAGGUCUAAACCUGGAAUCAAGAACGCUGUCAUCAGUUUGUCUACGUCACGAGCCACUGUCACGUAUGAUCCGGCUAUGAUCGGCCUCAGAAUGAUUGUCGGCGUCGUCGAAACAGCCGGCUUCAAUGCGCUCGUGGCAGACUCCGAGGACAACAAUGCCCAGCUAGAGUCACUGGCCAAAACCAAAGAAAUUCAGGAAUGGAGGCGCGCGUUCCUGACAUCCUUGGGCUUUGCCAUUCCUGUCUUACUGAUCAGCAUGGUCAUACCCAUGUUUUUGCCGUCGCUGGACUUCGGGGCCUUUCAAAUUAUACCUGGUCUCUUCUUAGGCGAUGUCAUUUGUUGCGCCUUGACAGUACCAGUGCAGUUUGGCAUUGGCAAGCGCUUUUACAAGUCAGCAUACAAGAGCCUGAAGCAUAGAUCUCCUACGAUGGAUGUCCUGGUCGUUCUGGGGACGUCGGCAGCAUUCUUUUUCAGCUGUUUUGCUGUCGUUGUGGCGGUUCUAAUACCACCUCAUAACAAACCAGGAACGGUGUUUGACACAAGCACCAUGUUAGUCACAUUCAUUACUCUCGGCAGGUGGCUUGAAAACCGGGCGAAAGGUCAGACCUCAAAGGCACUUUCCAGCUUGAUGUCUCUUGCCCCCAGCAUGGCGACCAUCUAUGAUGACCCUUUGUAUGCCGAGAAGCUCGCCGAUGCUUGGUCAGUCCCUGAAUCUCCGAUCCUGGAAAAGACUCCAUCCAUCUCUUCGAGGCAUAAUAGUCUCUCGGGACCAUCGGGGCCAUCUGCGAUUGAGAAAGUCAUUCCCACAGAACUGAUCGAAGUCGGAGAUCUUGUCAUUCUGCGUCCUGGCGAUAAAGUUCCAGCCGACGGGAUUGUUACUCGCGGCGAGAGCUACGUGGAUGAGAGUAUGGUGACUGGAGAGCCUAUGCCCAUUUUCAAGAAAAAGGGCAGCGCACUCAUCGCUGGUACGGUUAAUGGAGCUGGCAAGGUGGACUUCAAGGUGACUCGUGCCGGAAAAGAUACACAACUAAGCCAGAUCGUGAACCUGGUUCAAGAAGCACAAACAUCUCGAGCACCGAUUCAACGCAUGGCGGAUCUUGUCGCAGGGUAUUUCGUCCCUGUCAUCAUUCUGCUGGGUCUCAUCACCUUUAUCGGAUGGAUGGUUCUCAGCCAUACCAUGCCGAAUCCACCGAAAAUCUUUGUCGACGGACAGAGCGGUGGCAAAUUUAUGGUGUGCCUGAAACUCUGCAUCUCUGUUAUUGUAUUUGCUUGCCCCUGCGCCUUAGGUUUAGCCACUCCCACAGCAGUAAUGGUGGGAACCGGAACUGCCUCUCAGCAAGGUAUUCUCGUCAAGGGAGGAGCUGCUCUUGAAGAAGCUACACGAAUCACGCACGUCCUUCUCGACAAGACUGGUACCUUAACAUUCGGCAAGCUCCAUGUUGCUGAUACAAACAUUGCAUCUCUUUGGAGCUCCAAUGAGUGGAGAGUCAAGUUAUGGUGGACUCUCAUUGGGCUUGCUGAAGCCGGCUCUGAACACCCCAUUGCCAGAUCUGUGGUCGCAGCGUCAAGAGAAAAGCUUGACCUCGAUGACGAAGAGCCGUUCCCUGGCCAAGUAGUUACUUUCGGAGUGACGGUUGGCCAAGGUGUUUCUGCUAUAAUCGAGCUAGAGAACUCGACCGCUGCAGAACAAACCAGAUACAAGGUGUAUGUCGGCAACGCGAAAUUCCUGCACGGCAAGAAAAUCCCGAUUCCAGCAGAGUUCGAGGAUGAUGGCAACCCGACGUCGGCCCUCGCGACCGCCGCUAGAGAGAAGUCCAAGACCGGGAUAACAACCGUCUACGUAGCCAUCAACGGUCAAUUUGCCGGUAUCCUGGAGCUCUCAGAUGCGCUGAAACCCACGGCGCCAGCAGCCAUUGCAGCCCUGCACAAGAUGGGCAUCAGCACAUCCCUGGUGACUGGCGACACGUACAACACCGCUUUCAGCAUUGCGCGACUCGUCGGCAUCCCUUCCGACUCGAUCCGUGCAUCAGUAUCCCCGGGAGAGAAACAGGCCCUCGUGGCCGAGUUGCAAUCUCAAGGCGAGGUCGUGGCCAUGGUAGGCGAUGGGAUCAAUGAUUCACCCGCCCUUGCGACCGCCAACAUCGGAAUCGGCUUGGUCUCCGGCAGUGACAUUGCUGUCGAAGCAGCGGACAUUGUCAUCAUGCGAUCCGACGACCUGCUGAACAUCCCCGCCGCACUGCAUCUGUGUCGUGUUAUCUUCCGGCGGAUCAAGAUGAACCUGAUCUGGGCGUGCGCGUACAACGUCAUUGGCCUGCCGUUCGCGAUGGGAAUUUUCCUGCCUUUGGGAUAUCACAUGCCACCGCUGAUGAGCGCAACCGCAAUGAUGUUUAGUAGUAUCAGCGUCACACUGUCGAGUCUUGCACUGAGGUGGGCGGGGCGGCCGAGGUGGUUGACCGUCGAGGCCAUGGAUGCGGAAGGCGCCAAAAUCUCGGUGCCCGUGGUUGGCCAGAAGCGGAAUCUGGGUGUGGUGGCGACAGCGAGGGACCUGGUGUCUGGACUGUUCGAUGCCGCGCUGACGAAGCGAAAGGCGGCGGAACGCGACCGUGGCAAUUAUGUUCCUCUUCGGAAUGUAGAGCCUGUUUAG
This is a messenger RNA of Capronia epimyces CBS 606.96, 3561 nucleotides long. RefSeq names its product Cu2+-exporting ATPase. The record is from RefSeq and is a predicted model, not a curated record. The transcript has a single exon. Gene Ontology annotation, molecular function: ATP binding; ATP hydrolysis activity; P-type divalent copper transporter activity. Lineage: Eukaryota; Fungi; Ascomycota; Eurotiomycetes; Chaetothyriales; Herpotrichiellaceae. The coding region runs from base 1 to 3561 and encodes 1186 amino acids. Gene Ontology annotation, cellular component: membrane. Gene Ontology annotation, biological process: copper ion homeostasis; monoatomic cation transport.